GCACGGAGGGCGGCGGAGGAGUCUGGGCAGCCAGGCCGCGCAGCUCCUCGGCGGGGACACCGGAGCGGGCCGAGAGAACUCGGCCGCGCCGGACGCCGCUCGGCCCCGCCGAACGCCGCCCGGCCCCGAGUGGGCUCGUGAAGUGGCGACAAGGGUCCCUGUCCCGUCCCAGGCCGUGCGAGUAGGAGCGGGCUCGUGGGUGCGCUCGGCUGGGUCGGGGAGAGCGGCUUCUGCUGAUGAGUGCGGCGAGCCCCUCGGCGGCCCGGCGGGCUUUCUGACGCCGCUCCGCACCCCGAGGUGGCGCGACCCUCAGCGCCCCCAGAACCGCAGAGCUCCAGGUUGUCAGCGGGGAAGGCUGCACCAUUUUAGAGCCACCCUGGCGCGGGCUUGAACUUCAAGAAAAGAUGUGGAGUGGGCUGUUACCUCCUGGGCUAAAUGAAAGCGAUGUUGAGUCAGAUUCUGAAGAUGAAGCCACACCAGAGAAUCCAGAACUCAGAGAAUUUAAUUUACAGGAAGAUGAAGCCACACUAGAGAAUCCAGAACUCAGAGAAUUUAAUUUACAGGAGGAUGGAGAGACUGGCAGCAGUAGCCAGCCAAGGAUGUCAGAUUUCCCAGCGGGCCAGCCAGAACCGGAAACAGAGGCUGGUGCCAAUGCAUAUGAGAAGUGUCCUUCUGGAAUUCCCUUGAACAUGUGGAACAAAUUUCAAGAAUUGCAUAAAAGACAUUCUGAACAGAAAAAUUCAACAUCAAGAUUCAAACAGAAAAAAAGAAAACGCUCCAAAAAAGGCAAAUUGAAGAAUGAAAAAGAAUCUCACAGUGAACAGUCCUCAAAUGAAACACAGUGGAAGGAGCUUACUCAGUACUUUGGAGCCAAUGAUAGAUUUGAACCGCCGGUUAAACAGAAAAAAGUUGAGAAAUCAGGCCUUGAAAAGAGGAUAGACCAGGCUGUGGAGGAAUGGGAUGUUGAGAAGGCUGAAGAGCUCAGCAACCAGCUAGCUACUCGAGAGCUUGGUGUAAAAAUUGCCAAAGCAAUUGCCUGCCACAAGUUUGUUAAAGCCAAAAAGGAGGCUGAAAACUCACAGGCUGCUCGAAAGAAGAAGAAACUGGCGUGGGGGUUUGAAGCAAAGAAGAGAUGGGAAACUAAAAGCAACAUGGGAUAUAUGUAGCCUCGCAGAGUUCUUUAGGAUGUUCAUUGAGAGACUGACUGGCCUGCUUCAUUUACCAAAAAGAUUUUCCUGUUUAGGUUUAAAAUGUCAGAAAAUUGAUAAGGGUAGAAAAAAAUAAACCUAAAACUUGGGAGCUGAUUAUAAAUUCUUUUUUCUAGAAAGUUUGUAAAGGAAAUGAGCAUUUUUAUAUUUGUGUAAGAAAUUCUAAGCGUAUGUACAAGAUGGGAAGAGUUUUAUUUAUUUGUAUAAACCUACAGUUUAAAAUCAAUUUUGUGUUUCUUCUGUUAGGUCUAGCAUAGCCUAUGAGGUCCUUGUACUUCCUUAUCUAUUCUUAACAUGACUGUACUUUUUCUAGAAUUGUGUUUUUCAUAUUGGCUUUUGUUUAUAAUAGAUUAGUCAUAAAUAUAAAAAUUCUCAAUUGUUAAUGACUUUA
Messenger RNA from Alexandromys fortis (reed vole), 1599 nucleotides. RefSeq names its product family with sequence similarity 204 member A (gene Fam204a). The record is from RefSeq and is a predicted model, not a curated record. Lineage: Eukaryota; Metazoa; Chordata; Mammalia; Rodentia; Cricetidae. Bases 405 to 1166 code for a protein of 253 amino acids. The transcript has 8 exons.